AUGGACACAAAACUACAGCAGAUCUCGGGGAGUAUGUCCAGUAUUAUCGGGAUCGAAACCAGUCCUCUCCUGGCAGAAAGCAACACUGAUGAAGCCAAGAGAGUCCGGGACGAGGCUAAGAGCACCUUACAGCAGAAAUAUCCGACUCUCGUUGACAUGGCUACCAUCAACAUACUGAAAGUCUUUGGAGCUAUGAGAGAGGCACGACUGGAGAUUGCCGAAUUAUGCAUUUCAAUAUCUUUUCCUCUUGUCAUUCUACAAUGCCGCUCCUUAACGAAUCUUCUGGCAUCUCUAUCUGCAUUCGAUGAUCAUGGAAAAGUACCCGAAAUGACUUGGCAUUCACGGAAUCUAUCUAUUCUGGGCAACUUGGAAAAUGGAUUUAGCUACUCGUGGAGAUAUGAAUGGACUGUUGUAUUCGAACGCUGGAGGAAUGAAGUAAAGGAUUAUCAGUGGCUUAGCGACAAGAUUGGCGACUUGAAGAGCAACGUUGCCCACAUUCGGUCUAUUUACCUCUCUGUCAAAGAGGCGUUUGUGCAGAUUGACAGGAUGGCUGGGACGUCUCUGGUGGACUUAUUGUCAGACAUCCAAGUCGCCUUUGACAUGUUCGAGCUUAACAUGGCGGAAUGUGCGGCGAAGGCCGACGAAUUGCGUGUCGAACAAGAACGUCCCAAACACCUCUCACCAUUCGUCAAUUCUUCUAGCGCUCAAUCAUGGUCGAGCGGUUCUAACAUUCCAUCUGGUGGCAUUAUCCAAAGGACCUCAUUCGGGAGAGAUGCUAACACUACUACGGUCCACGUGGAGAACGGUUCUACCAAGCCCAAGGAGAGACGAUUGACGAAGCUACGACAGCGCUUUAGCAUCAGCCCUGACGCACGCGAAAAUCAUUGGACAAGCCUCUUUGGGCUUACCAAAUCACCCGUUGUUCUGAUCCUUGCUGCCGCAAUGCCACCAACCAUCUACUCCACCAUCCUCUGCGGAUCUCCCGACUCACUACCUGCAUUAGACAGCAACUUUUACUCAACGCUCAGUCAGUUUAUCUCGUCACUCGCAGGACUGUACGUCAUCGUGAAACCACUAUUCAACAAGAACAAGAAGGAUGAGAUCAAGACGAGCUUUCCCAAGACGUUCUACACGAUGCUCACAUUGUCAUUGCUGACGAGUCUCACGAGCGCUGUCACAUAUGCUUGGAGUCCAGCGGCUAGUAUUCCGCUCGCCUACGUAUCUGGGUUGACGCUUAAUAUUGCGACGCUCCUAAUCAUUCAGGACUCGGGGAAUCAGAUCAAAGAGACUAAUAGAUACAAUGAGGGCUUGCCGGAGUUUGACAUUCCUCCCCGGACAACACUACAAUUCAUCAACAACACCGAUAGUCCUGCAUGGCAGACCGAGAAGAAAGCAGUCCUGCCGUCGAGGCAAACGGCUCAGAUGAAGGACCUCCGUCAAAAAGACAAAGAGGCUUCAUCGCCAGACAGCAAUGAAGCCUCUCUCGGCAUGAUCGUCAACAUCCUCCGUCGCAUAGAAGGUAAAAUCGACGACUCAAAACCUCACGACUCAAAUCCCACAGAACAUCGCUCCAUCGCCACCGCACUGCGACCUUUCAACCCCAGAUCUCCCGCAAACUCAAGCGAAGUCCUCGGCGUCCCAUCUUUUCUCCGCCACGAAACGAUCGACUCACCAGCAGCGCCAAAUGAUCCCAAUCCCGCUAUCUCCUUCAGCGCGCAUCAAGUCCUCUUCUGGCCUGCCAUCCAGUCCGCACUCCCUGAAUCUGUGAAGUUAAUGUGUCAGAUGCAAGGCGGUACAUACUCGACACGCCUUGAAGCUUCACGGCCAAAACUUCCGCACGCUGCGUCUGUGGAUAUUUCAUCGGAUUGGCUUUCGAAAUUGAGUAUUGCGACGUUAAAGCAGUUAUCUGAUGUUUACUUUACGACAUUUAAUCUAGCGAAUCCGAUAUUGGAUCAGAAGACGUAUUUUCAACGAACCCUUGGUGUUGCCAUUGAUGGGAACUUUGGGAUUUGUAUUGAGAGCUGUAUAGUUCUUGUUGUUAUGGCUCUGGGAUCGAUGGGACAGAAGGCGCUACAAGAAGCUGGGUUUGCUGGGACGCCGGCGUCAAGUCCUUACGUUGGACAAGAUGGGGGGAUGCCAGGAUUGGACUUUUUUAAUGAGGCGAGGAAACGGUUUGGCUUUUUGAUGUGCGAGCAGGACUUACAAGCCUGCCAGUUUUACCUUCUUUCAGGAUUGUUCUACGCCGAGGCUUUGAGGCCCAUCGACUGGUGGGCCAUGCUCAGCAAAGCAAGCGCAUGCAGCGCAUACUUCUGGAACAACUUAUCAAGAGAUCGGGAUGAAUGGAUGCUAGACAUGCAAUCCCGCCUGUUCUGGAUAACAAGUAUGUUUGAAGCCGUCCUAUCCCAAGAACUCAACCUUCCACCGAGCAACUCCCUGCAUCUCGAGGAACACAUCGCUCUACCAAAGUUCAUCUCCGCUCAAGACAUUGCCUCGUUUGGAUCGUUUCGAUAUCCAGGUGAUGAUCCGUUCUUUCAUUAUCACUUUUUAUCGCAGCUUGCGCACCGACUUAUUUUGACGAGAGCGAGGAAUAGUUUGUUUCAUUUUAAUCCUACGUCGGAUUAUCCACCUGAGCCGGUUGAGGAUGAACUGAUUCGGCAGUUGGAGCAAUGGCGGGAACGGUUACCUCCUAUGCUUCAGUUUGAUCCGAAAUCGCCUUUGACGCAGGCUGAGUCUCCCUCUGAUGCACUUGUGACAGCCUGGCUACAUGCUCGGUAUUUUGUCGCGAGAUAUCACAUCGGCCGACCUCUGCUCCACCGAGCCCUGGAAAGACCAGCAUCGCUCACCGAAGGACAUCUCCGGAAAUGUCGUGACGCUAUAAGCGCUGUUCUCGCCUGGGCCUCCGUAAUCCAAGUCACCGACACAAUGAGGAGCUGUAAUCCUCUCAAAUUCUUCGUUUGCAGCCAAAUAUUCGGCCAAAUAUGCGUCAUAUACGCUCUCAGCGUCUCACCAUACCCAUACAUCCGCGACAUCGUAUCAGACAUAAACAAAAAAUGGACAACCUUCGCCUUAGGCUAUCUCGAAGCUGGUGCAUUUUACAGCCCGGCAAUAGAGCAGGACUUUAAAAUAGCAAAGAUUCUUUGCGAGGAUAUAGGAAAGAUAUGA
Fusarium odoratissimum NRRL 54006 is the source of this 3162-nucleotide messenger RNA. RefSeq lists its product as uncharacterized. The record is from RefSeq and is a predicted model, not a curated record. The transcript is spliced from 9 exons. The coding region runs from base 1 to 3162 and encodes 1053 amino acids. NCBI's taxonomy places the organism in Eukaryota, Fungi, Ascomycota, Sordariomycetes, Hypocreales, Nectriaceae.